UUCCUGGUGGUAGGUAUGUGUGUUGAAUGUUUGGUGCGUUCUGUGUAAAGACUAACAGAGAACCUGUCUUUGUUUUUAGUGUGGAAAGUGCUGCCUAAUUCGGAAACAAAAAGAAAAUGUUUUCAAAUGGCAACAAAUAAGGAUAGACAGCAGAAUUUGAAACAUAUUAGGAAGAACAUCAAAUUGUUUUCAUCUUCACUUAAAGGACGUAUCGUGGUGAGCUGAAUUGCGAACAUCUUCCACAAGAAUGGAGGUGAUCCCAACCGUAGCAGUUCUUCUUCUUCUACACAGCUCAUCACGGACUGCAUAUUCACAGCUGGAUAGACAACAGUGUUCCAGACAAGAUUACGAUCUUUGUGUAAAAAUGGCUGAUCCAUUACUGAAGGAUCCACACCUUAUUUUUCCAGACAACAGGGCUGACAUUGACCUUGUUUGCAGACGAUGGAGUCAAUUUGUGGACUGUGUGAAGAGGUACACAGAUCGCUGCUUUACUGAGACUCGGAGGCGGGAAUUCAACAAAGCUGUUGAGAGUCCUGUGGAUUCUGUUCAUCAGAUGUGCACUGUUACAAAAUACCAGACAGAAUAUCUGAAGCAUGCAACAUGCAUAAAAUCAACUCUGACAAGAGAGGAACAUUGUGGCAGGCACUAUCAACAUCUUGUGGAUCAAGUGUCUGGUGAGGCCAACCGGGUCAGUCUCUGUUGCUCACACCUUCGCUUCCGUGAGUGCGUACUGGAGGAAACAAAGCGUCUAUGUGACCCAGGAACAAAUGGAGGUUCUGCCACACAUUUCUCAAGACAGAUGCUAGAUAAAGCUCUCAGCUUCCUUCGUGAUCAGUGCUAUAAUUAUAUUGGAUUAUGCCAUCCACCUAUAUGCCCAACAACAGGAGAAUGUCCUGGAUUAUCAGUUCUCACAAAUCCCUAUAAUGGACAUGAUGAAAACAUCAGUAACAGAAAUAAUAUGCCUGAUCAACAACACAGAUCUAGUAACCACCAGCCCCAUUCACCAGAAGUUACUAGUCAUUCAUGGCAGCCACAAGGAACAGGGGCAGACAGAAGAGGGACAAAUUCUCCAGUAACAGAGGGUGCAGCUCCGUGGAUGCCAAAUGGAGGUUCAGCCGUGCAUAAGCCAUCUUCUGAGGACAACUGGACUCCUAGUGAAGAUACCAGCAGCAUCAGCAGCAAUACUCCACCAUAUGACUCUAUUCAACCAAACAAUGGCCACAGUAAGCCAUCAUGGCUACCUGGGCAGUCAUCAGAUCCAAGCAUCAGUCGCAACAUUCACACUUCAUCAGACACAAUACCGCCUGCUCUCCCAACACCAGCAUAUCCUACAAUGGGCCAGGUUCCUAAUAACAGACCAUCAAGUUUUGGACGAGGCAUUACAUGGACACCUUCAACAAACGUGCAGACAUCCAAUUCUGAUUUUGGAGGCAAUACAUGGCAUGUUACUUCCAAUGGUGCAGUAUCAAAUCCUCAACACCCCACAGAACCUUGGUACCCAGCUAUCAGUAAUUAUGGUGGUAAUGCUGUAGACGAACCAAAUCAACAAGGACUGUCCAACAAUAACGCAACACCAAGAAUGGUGAUCAUCAGUGACAUGGUGUUGAUGAUUGCAACAGUGGUGAUAUUUGUGUUGAUGUAGGGCUACCAAAAUAAUGAUACCAUAUCAGUGAUUGAUGGUAAGUUUAAUUUGCUGUAGCCAGCAUAUUGUAUCUUCAAAAACUGUACGGAAGGCUGUGUUAAUUUCCACAGAAUCAACAUCACUUCUUGGUUGAUUAAAUACAUAUUUUAUUUGGUAUAAUUUCGCUUUCCAUCCUGUCUUAGAAAAAUAGGGGAGAUUAUAUGGACUGCUAUCAAAAACUGAGGAAGAAUCCCAAAACUGAACAAGUACUGCAAUUCAGAUCCAUUAGCAUGUGCAGAGCUGAUACUGUGCAACAUCCAGAAGAAUAAGAAAGUUUCAAAGGAACUGAGUUAAUGUUUUCAUGCCCAUUCAAUAAAUUGAUGAGUUACAUUGAUUUGUGUUUUAUAUUGGAUACUUAGAUUUCUUUGUUUGUUAAAUAAAGGAAGAUCAAAGAAGAUAAGGCAGCAAACUGUACAGUGUGCAGUCCAGAUUUCUCUAGAAAUACUUGCACAUAUUGUUAAUAAGAAAGCAUUGGACUUUAACUAAACUACUGAGCAGAUCACAAAUGAUAUGACUACUUUUAAUUGCUAUUAUAUAUUGGAGAAGGUCAAAUGUGUUUCACCGUGUUUCCAAAAAUCAGAAUGCAGAACGUGGUAUUUAAUUUAAAAAGAAAAAGCAAAACUGAAAUAUUCGUUUUCUGAUACAUUUCAAAUACAGAUUUUUUCAGUGAUUAAAUGCACAUAUUAAAGUAAUAUUUCAUUGUUCUUUAAUCUUAAUUAUGUGACUUUUUAAAUGACCCAAGUGGAGAUGGUAGCCAGUUUUUAAUUCAAGACAUUAAUUUAAAUCACUGACACUCAGUAUUAACAAAAGUUGUGAUGCCAUUGAAACUCUUUGUGAUGAAACAUGCAACAGAAAGCAACUUAUAACCCUUUAAAGCACUGAUUUCACCCAAAUAUAUAUAUUUUUUAAUUUAGUUCCUAUCUCUUGGAAAACAUACUGCACCUCCAGUACAAAGACCAAUCAGUUUAUGGUGGCUGGGAAAAUAAUGAUAUAUUAUUCUAAGAAUUGUGUGAAACAAAUUACACCAUUCUCUAGUUAGAUGCUGAAUAUUUUAUGUUAACAGGUGGUACAUAUACAAGUAUUAAUCACUGUGCUUUAAGAGUUUCAAGAAAUUGCAGGUAAACAAUCCUGUCUGUCUGAGUGUAGCAGAUUUGGAAAUACUUUCAGAUGCAAUUGUAGUUUGAAAGACACUAAGCAUUCAAAGGAUUAUGAAUUGCUUUCCAAAAAAUAGAAACAAAAAUGUCUUUCCAGCAGCCUGUUCUUGUUAUCACUGUUGUUGUUGCUGCUGCUGUUGCUUUUUGGUUUCUUUCACAAGACUUUCUUAGUUGCUGUUCUGUGUCAAAUUGAUUUCUUCACCUUCAGCCAGAGACAGUUCAACCUCUAAAAAUGUGUACAUUAAUUUUGACUCCAACAAUGGACAGUAUCCAAAGGCAGUACUCCCAUGCUAGUACUAAAACAUUAUCACAAACCUUUAUAAUUGCAGUAAUAAUGACGUCUCACUGUUGAAUAUUAUUUAGUGCACCUCUUAAUGGGCAAAAGUGUGGUGACUCCAUUAGAUUGGCAGAGCAUCACUACCCCCCCCCCCCAAAAAAAAUGAAA
Messenger RNA from Cryptotermes secundus, 3280 nucleotides. RefSeq lists its product as uncharacterized. Lineage: Eukaryota; Metazoa; Arthropoda; Insecta; Blattodea; Kalotermitidae. Bases 248 to 1642 code for a protein of 464 amino acids. The record is from RefSeq and is a predicted model, not a curated record. The transcript has 11 exons.